GACGGACAGAGACCGGGCGGGUGCAAGCCGAUUCCCCAUCGGCGGUGGCUGUGGUUCGACUUUCCCCCCACCGCACCGCCGUCGUUGGGGUCGUUCGGGGCUGCUGUUGGAUCCAUACAUGGGCAGGACAGCCAAGGCCGUGGGCCUGGUGCGCCGGAUGCACUUGCGAUCCAACUCGAUGUCCGCCAGGCCGAGUCCCUGUCCCGGUUUCAAAGAGUCCAAGACACUCUCCAAGACACUCUCCAAGACUCUCCAAGUCACUCUCCCCAAGACAUGCUCUCCAAGGACCGAUCUGCGUCGAAUUCCAGAAACCCGGCUCGCCCUUGCGUCGGUCGCACAGAGUUGUUGCUCGCUCGCUCGUCUCGGCUGCCGCGCGGCACAGUCCGUGAGAUUCGAAAUCGCCUUCUCCCCCCGGCCUCGUCUUGCCCAAGAGGCAAUCUGAUCUGCCCGAGUCCUCCCGCACCGCUGCCAUGCGGCCCCCCGGUCCCUCCGAAUCGUCCCCGCUGCUGCGGCCAGCGUCCCCAUCGCCCCGGUCCUGGCGCCGGCCACCGCCGUCGCUGUGGGUGCUGGCCCCGCCGCUCGUCCUGCACACUUUUGCAAACCACCUUUCCAAAACGCCUUAUGACCAGCUGGUGCUUCUGUUGAGCUGCAAGCUGCUGCUCGGCGCCGAGCCCGGGGGCACCCUGCCCGAAUUCGCCAGGUGUCGGGAGGAUGCGAACGUGCAGGCGCUUACGUCCUCAUGGAUGCUCGUGCUCGACCUGUCGCUCUCGAUUCCCUCGCUGGUCAUGCUGCCGCUGAUCGGGUUUCUGUCGGACCGCUGGGGCCGCAAGUCCAUCAUGAUCUCUGGCAUGCUGGGAUCGCUGCUGAAUCUGCUGACGAUCAUUGCAGUCGGCCAUUUCGGCCUGCCCAUGUCCUCGCUUGCCAUCGCCCAUGUCGCCGAGGGACUGCUCGGAGGAAAGAGCGCCAUGGGCAUGACCAUGAUGGUCUAUCUCACCGAUGUCUACAAAUCAUCGACCCGGACCGAGGCCUUUGGAUACUUCCAGGCCGCGACGUGGGCCGCAAUCACCUUUGCGCCUGUAGUUGGCGGAUGGAUUAUUCGGAUGGCCAGCGACGCCGUCUUUCCGUUCUAUGCGGCAGCUUGUCUCGACGUACUUGUCUUUUCCUAUAUACUUCUGGUCUUGCCAGAGUCCAAGGGAUGGUCCUCCGUCGGCAGCGACCCCAGCCAGCAUCCCGGCACAGAGACCGCUGCUGGCUCUCACGACGACAGCCCACGCAGGGCCAGCGAACCAAGGACGCCGCUGUCCGUGAAUAUCUCUCGUGAAGGUUGGAUUCUCGCCUCGGUCUUUUUUCUGGUCUACAUGACAUCGCCGUACUCGCUGUUCUACCUGUACACGGCCUUCAAGUUUGGAUGGGACGCUUUCGAGAACGGCAAGUUCAACAUGAUCAACGGCUUCAGCAAGAUCUUUUACAUUGGCUUGAUGCUUCCGCUGGCUCUCCGCUUCGGCGGCGCCGGUCUGCGUUUGGGAACAUCGUCCGAGGCACGUUUGACGACCCAGGAUCGACUGAAGCGACUAUCUGUCGAACUGAACCUGGCUCGGAUUGCAGUCCUGAUCUACGGCGCCGGAUUCAUCGGCUUUGCGCUCGCUGAAACAAGCUGGGUGUUUUAUACAGUCAGCAUCCUCGAUGGCUUUGGCAUCGUCGCUGCCCCGAUCUUGCGCUCGAUCCUGUCCCAGGUCAACUCGCAAAGCCGCCAAGGGUCGUUGUUUGCGCAAAUGGAGAUUCUCAUUCAGCUCGCCAUCCUGGUUUCCAACGUGGUCUUCAAGCCUAUCUACAGGGAAACAGUCUCGUGGAUGCCGAACCUGUGGCUGUUUUUGAUGGCGGCAGUUCUUGGCCUGGCUUGGCUGGUCUCGCUCUUCGUCAACGUCGAGGAGCUCGAAUCGCAGUGCCGGGCACAUGCCGAUCUGCUUGCGACCGACGAGACACCAGACCCCGAGGAAUAGGGCACAAUGGCCCUGGCAGGAGCAUAUGGGAGUUCCUGGCAGGAGCCAUAUGCAAGUGCACAAAUGAAACGGCGGCGUUCCAUUUCGUGAACACAUGGAAUAUACGUCCUUCGAUUGCCCGUC
Molecule: messenger RNA, 2123 nt
Organism: Polychytrium aggregatum
Lineage: Eukaryota; Fungi; Chytridiomycota; Chytridiomycetes; Polychytriales
Product: major facilitator superfamily domain-containing protein
Exons: 4
Coding region: 471-2000 (509 amino acids)
Biological process (GO): transmembrane transport
Cellular component (GO): membrane
Molecular function (GO): transmembrane transporter activity
Source: RefSeq, a predicted model, not a curated record